Messenger RNA from Fusarium poae, 1323 nucleotides. RefSeq lists its product as uncharacterized. The transcript has a single exon. The record is from RefSeq and is a predicted model, not a curated record. Gene Ontology annotation, molecular function: oxidoreductase activity. NCBI's taxonomy places the organism in Eukaryota, Fungi, Ascomycota, Sordariomycetes, Hypocreales, Nectriaceae. The coding region runs from base 1 to 1323 and encodes 440 amino acids.
AUGACUGCAACAAACUCUGUCAGCCCAGACGCCAUCAGGGCCUUGUUCGCGUCUGCUCUCUCGAGCAUGUACCGACGUGAGGUCCCGCAAUAUGGCACUCUCCUCAAGUUGGUGUCUGAUAUCAACCACAAGAAAGAUCAGGAAAUCGAACCCCGCAUCGAAGUUGAAAGACACGGUGCCAUUAGGCUAGGAACACCAGAAGAACUAUCAAUGAUGCGACGCUUAUUCUCUGUUAUGGGAAUGCAACCUGUCGGAUACUACGAUCUCACCGUUGCCAGCCUUCCAGUUCAUGCCACAUGUUUCCGACCCCUCACACAAGAAGCACUCGCUUAUAACCCCUUCCGAGUUUUCACAUCAUUGCUGAGAUUAGAACUCAUUGAGGAUAAGGAGCUUAGAUCAAAAGCUGCCGAUAUCUUGAGCAAGCGCUGCAUCUUCACACCUCGAUGCGUGGAGCUUAUCGAGCUAUUCGAGUUGCAAGGACCAUUUUCGGAGGCAACAGCAGAAGAAUUCAUCAGAGAGGCUCUCGAAACAUUUCGGUGGCACAAGACGUCAACCGUGGAUCUGAAAACAUACAAAGCCCUUCGAAAAGCGCAUCCUCUUAUCGCAGAUGUUGUAUGUUUCAAAGGCCCCCACAUCAACCACCUCACGCCUCGCGUCUUGGACAUCGAAACAGCGCAAGUAAAGAUGCUACGAUGUGGCCUACAAGCAAAAGACGCCAUUGAAGGACCACCUCCACGAUUAUGUCCCAUAUUACUUCGCCAGACAAGCUUUUUGGCUAUUGACGAAGCUAUCGCGUUCUCGGAGGGCGAAGAGGCGGGAGGAAGCCACAAGGCCCGCUUUGGAGAGAUUGAGCAGAGAGGGAUGGCCCUAACACCUAAAGGACGACAGCUAUAUGAUGAUCUCAUCAACGAAUGGCGAGAGGGUUUGAGCAACCUCACCGAAGCCGAGUCAAAAGAGAAGCAUUUGGCAAAGAUAUUUGAAAGAUUCCCUGACAAUAUGGAAACUCUUCGAAAGGAAAAACUGGCUUACUUUUCCUAUAAGCCUGUUAAAAAAGCGAGUAAAAUUCGGGAAGCUGACAUUGACGCCCUUGUCAGUUCCGGUGCUGUCUUGGUCGAGCCCAUUACAUACGAAGACUUUCUGCCCAUCAGUGCCGCGGGCAUCUUCCACUCUAAUCUUGGCAGCGAUGGCGGCAUGAACCACACAGUAGGCGCUGACAAAGAUUCGUUUGAGAAGAGUCUCGGAUGUACCGUCAAGAAGGAGUUUGAUUUGUAUAGUGAGAUGCAGGAGGCUUCGAUUAGAGAGUGCUUUGUCACUUCAUGUUAG